AUGGCGACGGCACCGAUCGGCACCGCCAGGGUGGCGUCCGCUCGAACCGGCGGCGCGAUGGUGUCGCGAACACGCCGGUCGCGGGCACGCCGGUCGUUUCGCGUCCGCGCCGCAUCCAAGGAGGACAACGGCAAGCCCGAGGCGGGCACGCCGAGCAUAGACUCCAAGUCCCUGUGGCGACUCAGGCUGGAGCUCUUCUCCGGCAAGGAUGCCGACGCCACGACGCCGGAUAGGACCAUCACCGUCAGGGCCAGGUUCGUCGUCGACGAGGGAUAUGAACCGCCGCAGGGGUCUAUCGAGAUUGAGGAUGAUCAAGAACUGGCGUUCGUGCAGGCUGGUUUCCACAGGUGGACCCUGGCCGAGGAUCCGAACGAGCGCAAGGCUGGGCUGUGGAUCUGGGGCCUGUUCGAGGAGCCCCUGUAUCCGUACAUGCUCCUCUCCUUCGACUGCAACAGGAUCGAGGUGGCCGAGGGUGGGUAUCACAUACCAAAGGGGAAACUGUUCGCAGAGGUGAAACACGCCAGGGGCAGCAAGAGCGGCCACGUGCUGAGCGACGGUAAGCUGAGCUUCAAGGUCACCAAGACGUACAAGGCGGACCUGGUGGGACUGUCUGAGGCGACGAUCGGGGAACCGACGAUGUGCGGGAGGUUGCAGGCGGACUGCAUCGAGGUGGCCUGA
Messenger RNA from Micromonas commoda, 678 nucleotides. RefSeq lists its product with no specific name. The transcript is spliced from 2 exons. NCBI's taxonomy places the organism in Eukaryota, Viridiplantae, Chlorophyta, Mamiellophyceae, Mamiellales, Mamiellaceae. The coding region runs from base 1 to 678 and encodes 225 amino acids. The record is from RefSeq and is a predicted model, not a curated record.